Syzygium oleosum is the source of this 696-nucleotide messenger RNA. RefSeq names its product putative RING-H2 finger protein ATL21A. The coding region runs from base 1 to 696 and encodes 231 amino acids. The record is from RefSeq and is a predicted model, not a curated record. NCBI's taxonomy places the organism in Eukaryota, Viridiplantae, Streptophyta, Magnoliopsida, Myrtales, Myrtaceae. The transcript has a single exon. Gene Ontology annotation, molecular function: polysaccharide binding.
AUGCGCUCGCCUCUUCCCUCUCUCUUCCUCUUCUUCCUCUGCUUCGCCCAUGGCACCACAGACAGCCACCACCACGACGGUUGCUGCGCCAAAAGGUGCCGCCACGGGCCAGAGGUCCGUUUCCCGUUCUGGCUCAAAAACCGACAAUCUCCCGAGUGCGGCUAUCGGGACUUCAACCUGUCCUGCGACAGGGACGGGCAGACUAAGCUCUCGGUCCCAAACACCCCACAAGGGCUAGUCGUCGAGAACAUCGACUACCACUCCCAGUUCGUUAUCCUGCAGGACCCCACCAAGUGCCUCCCCUUCUGGAUCCCGAACCUCAGCCUCCUUGGCUUCUCCGCUUACAAAGAACCGUCUUCGUACCAGGACCCCUACAACUACACCCUGUUCAAGUGCCCGUCGCCCGAGAGGACCGAAAUGACAGAGUUGGCUUGCCGAAGCGAGCCCGGGUCAUACAAAGUCUACGCCGUUGAUUCCUCCACCUACGUCGGAGAAUGGCCGCUGGUGUACUGCGAGAGGAACGGGAGCCUCGACUGGCUGCCAAACCCGAUCUCCAGCAUGAUCGCCAAGGCUCGUUUCGACUGGAAAGAGCCGGACUGUAGCGAGUGCACAAAGGACAGGUUGUGUCGACGGAACGGGAGCAACAUCGAAUGCAUUCCGCGUCCUCAUGGACACCCCGGUAUUGUUUUAAUAUGA